Messenger RNA from Amoebophrya sp. A25, 1455 nucleotides. The record is from the annotation of a GenBank genome assembly. Lineage: Eukaryota; Dinophyceae; Syndiniales; Amoebophryaceae.
CGAAAAUGGUUAGAACAUCCAAGUAUGAUGACGAAAAGUGGUAGAUCGUGCUCGGUUGGUAGAAGCCUCAUUUGACAAAACUGGUACUAUUCGAUAACUUGUGAUUGUUUUACUUGUAGUUACACGAGAAAAUGGCGUCUACCUCUCCGCGCUGUGAUACAAAACAGCGCAGCUUAAUAAAGCCAACGACGAGGGCGACGUACCUCAGAGUCGGCAUUUUCGCACUGAUGAGUAUCGCCUCCCUUACCUGCCAAUGUCAAGCAAGCUAUAAGCAGCGUUUGAACUCGCUCUUUGGGGAUAUAGCGGAACAACUGCGGACUGUAGAGAAAAACGUAGAAGAAGCUGCACGCGCGAUGGCGGAAACAAGGAUGUUAAGGUUGUUGUAGAUGGUAGUGCUACUGUCGAUUUUAGGAGAUUGGAAUCCAAGGGUACUAGCAUCGUCCGUUAGUACGCUCGAUACCGACUGCAUCCAUUCUCGUACGUUUUCUCUUCUCCAAUUUUUUCCGCCAAAGUAGCAGAGCAUGAGCUACAGAACAGCGUGAUAGUUUCCGAUACCGAUUCGCUUUACGAUAUUUGGGAUACCUCGAGGCAACGCACCCUUGGUUAUCUCGCCUCCCUGGAAGGGAGUAAUUAUGCAGUAACACGGUAUACGAAUGUUGUAGAGCCUCAAGAACGACGGUGAGGCAUUACUUCAGUAAAAUAGUCCAUUCCCAUCCGUGCUAGGCAUCAUACCCAAGAAGCGCAAGCGCUUUACAAUCCCCUUGAAAUGAUGUAGAAGUUUUUACACUUACAGAACAGCUCUAAGUUAAAGGAGAGCCCUCUACACGAGGGUGGUGGACUCGGGAGGAUUCUGAUUCUUUGCAGGGUACUACAGAUUGGGAGGAGAUUGCGAAUACGGCUGAUGGCGCCUUCAAGAACUGGUGGCAGACACGAUUAAGGCUACAAGAAAUCCAUCUUCACAGGCAUCGCCAUCCCGUUUUUAAAGGGAAAAGGGGGCCCAAGAUGCUUCUUCUGUCUCUUGGUUCUAACACGAGAAGAAGAAAAUAUGGAGCAGGGGGGAGAGGAGGAGGAAAGAGCGAAUGUGUCUCCGUUGCGCAGACCGGAAAGCGAUACUGGUGGAGCAGAUCGUGAGGGCAAGAACGUUAUGCGGGAGGAACAUAUUGCACCUCCGAAGCAGCAAUGGCAAGGAGCGAAAGAUGGUGUCGCUCCUUCUGAUCAGCAAGAGCCCUCAACGACAUUAGAGAUGAAACACCAUAGGAUAAGGGACGCGAGAUAUCAUGACGGUGCACGAGAAAGGCUGUCAAGAGACACAGGGCACGUCGAGGACAUGUAAUGAUUGUCACAUACAAUUACUUCUCAUUUCGUUUGAAGUAGAGGCUUCCUUGAUAUUUUAUGGCUCAACGUGCACCCUCUCCCUCAAGAAUUGUCGACGAGGCAAUCUGGCUACCUGAGAGC